UAAAGUAGUGUCAACAAGGAAUAGGACAACUUUCAUAGAUAUACCAACAAAGUACACGAGAUGUAGUGUAUAUCGGAUUGGAAUUUAUCAAGAAAAAGAUUGCUUAGGUGAUACUAGCAGGCCACAUCUCAGGCAGGAGAAGGUUAUAUCUCCACCCAUCGCGGAGGAAUACAUUAGUGAAAUUCGACAGUAGUCUCGAGAAGAGAAGCUUUGAAUCUGUUAGGCUAUAGGACUGUGUUGUGACUUUAAUUUUAUUUGUGUGGUGAACUAUGGCCACCCAGACAGUACAGGGGAUGAAGACCGAACCUGUAGUACAGCAGACAACAUCUCAGGUGAGAGAACCCCAGGGGGCUCAGAUCAUCACUGCAAAUGGCCAGACAUACUCAGUGAUGCCCCAGGCCCAAAUGCAAACAGUAACCAUUGAUGGACAAGAGGCAAUCUAUAUACCAGCACCUAUGCAGCAUGCACCUGCCACACAACAGAUACAGAUAGCAGGAAAUCAAGCCAUAUUUACUCCAACAGGACAAAUCAUAAGAGCUCAAAAUAUCAUCCAGAAUGUGCAAAGCGUUGGUCAAGUAGGAACGCCAAUAACUGUAGGUGGUGUGAGACCUGCAACAGCCACAGCAGGAGCGGGCCAGGCAACUCAAGCACAAGUAAAUCAGAUGGCCACACAAGUGAUGCAGUCAGGGGUCGCUGGUGUACCCCAGGCCACCAUCCCCAUCCAGAUUCCCAUAUCAACAGCUGGAGGCCAAACUGUUUUUCAGACUAUUCCCUUCCCUGUACAGAUUCCUGUUCUUCCAAAUGUUGUGCAAGCUAAUGGCCAGACACUGCAAGUUAUGCCUCAGCUGACACAGCAAGUACAAGCUCAGCCCCCGAUUGCACAAAUUCUGCUUCCAAAUGGCCAAGUACAACAAGUGCAGAUGCUAUGGGGUAGUGCAUCAGGCAUGAUGUCUCUUGGGUCAACUAAUUUUGGAUCUGCUGCCAUGACCCAAUUAGCCACAUCUCAGCCUCUCACCACAUCUACCUGGGCUACCAACACUAUAUCAACACCAUCUGUUGCUAUACCAACUGUCCACAGCAGCGCAACCACCAAUGUUACGGCUGAGAGCAAGCAACAAGCAACACAGCAGGCAUCAUCUGGAGGAGCAACCACUAUAACAUCAACGAGCCCUUCACAGGUGGUAGGGCCUGGAGCAACCAUAACAGCUUCAAAUACCUCACAGCUUUUACCACAAGGCAUUACUGUUUCCCCACAAUUACCAGGAACAGUUGGUGGUGGUGGUGUAACAGUAGUGCCAGUGAGUCAGGCAUCACAGUUACGGACGGCUGGACCAACAGCUAUGGCUGCCCAACAGAACACUAUUCAGUUCCCUCAAAUACAAGUGGUGCAGCCUAUGUUUCAACACAUUCCUGGUAUUGGCCAGGUACAGGUGGUAUCUCCAUCAACCUUACAGACCCUCACAUCUUCUAUAACAGGAUCCUCACAACCCAUCUCUCUCUCUGCUUUGAAUGCUGUCCCAACAUCCACUACACAGCCAGUCACGACUGCUUUACCCACGCAAAUUUUACCUGGAGGAGCACAAAUAAUCAGUGCCAGUGGGUUUCAGGGUGAAGGAGAUGGAACCAAGUGGGUUGUGUCAACAGGAGGUCAAGUAAACCAGGCCCAGGUUAUCCCACAGCCAGAACAUUCACCCACCAGUGAAACAGUUAAGACUAGGCUACGUCGUGUGGCAUGCACGUGUCCAAACUGUAAAGAAGGAGACCGAGGGGGAGACAACAAGAAGAAAGUGCAUAUAUGUCAUAUUCCUGGUUGCAAUAAGAUGUAUGGCAAAACAUCACACUUAAGAGCUCAUUUAAGAUGGCAUUCUGGAGAACGGCCAUUCAGGUGCUCUUGGCUUUUCUGCAAUAAGAGGUUCACACGUUCUGAUGAACUACAGCGUCAUAAGCGCACACACACAGGGGAGAAGCGGUUUCACUGCCCAGAGUGCCAGAAGCGUUUUAUGCGUUCUGACCAUCUCUCAAAGCAUGUUAAAACCCAUACAAAACAGAAGGGGAUGGUGAGUACUUGGAAUGUUUUCUCAAAUAAUAUUUCGAAUCCCACACAAUCUUCAGAGAGUAGCAACUCCUCAGAUGCAGGAGAGAAAAUGCUUAUCACAAUGCCAGACCAGUCUGUCGAUCCCCUCCACAUCUCUACUGAUGGAGACGUGCCUACCAAUGUUCCUCAACCACAGUGAUCUCUUAGGUCAUGUCACUUAUUUUUUUGUAAUUAUCAAGAUAUUCAUCCCCAAACAACAAAAUUAAAUACAGUAGUUAACAUGUACAGUAAGUGAAGAGCAAGAUAUAUCUAUAGAGUAACCCCCAAACUUUCCUCAUGCUGUUUUUGUUCUUAGUGCUGUACAAACAAGUGGCACUUUAUUCCUUGGUCAGAUUAUCUAAAGCAACCAAUUUUUUUUAUCCAUUGCUUCAAAGAUUGCAUUAAAUCUUCACCACAUGAUGGUGGAGAGGACAGCAUAUGUAGUGUUUGGGGAUAUAUAUUUUUGAUUUGCCACCCUGCUUUCGAUACAGGAAAUGGCAUUCGUGAUAAGUAGACUAAAUAUAAAAUGGAUAAGGUGUGAAAUAAUUUCCUUGUCUUAUUCAUCUCAAAGAUGACUUUGUUUAUACAGGGAAUAAUUGUCAAAGUAUAUGUGAAAUACAUAAUCGUUUUUAUCAAGUUUUAAGCUGGACAAUGCUGCUCCUUCUGUAAUUUUUUUAUUAUUUUUUUUUACUUGGAUUAAAAUGCAUCCCAGUUACCAAUUAUAAUGUUGUAGAAUGUGAAAUAACAAAACACAAAUAGAUCAAUUGAACAUUGUGAUAAAUUAUGAAUUGUAAAUGAGUCCCUUGUUACUGUCCAAUCCUAAGUAUAAAAUAUUUAGUAUCUAAAUGUAUGGUGUGGUAUAAUCAGAAAUAGAAAUGGGGUUGUGUGAUGAAAAAAGGGGAUGCUAUUAUUAACCAACCCCAAACACUGCCCAUAGUGGUUAUGCAGUACAGAAAACCCUUGUUAUUCACGGGGUUAGGUUCUAAGGAAUGGCACAAAUAGACAAAACCGUGAAUAGCACCUUAGACUACCUUAGUGCACUACUGUAUACUUAUACCAAACAACUGACCAGCCGUGGCACCACUUAUUCCCUCUUUUAACUUAUCUAGUAAUUCAACUUUCUUUGUCAGUGUCAUCACUGUCUUCUGCCUUUUACAUUGCACUCCACUAGCAUCACUAGCACUGACACUUGGCAGUCUUUUAAAGGCUAUUUCACACAGAAACACUAUUGUUUUGAGAGUACAACUUGAGAUGACGCGUGGGGUGACUCGUUGUGCUGCUGGAAAAGGCUUGCAAACUAUCCACCAUCUGAUUACUGUGAAUCGUCAAAAUCACGAAUCGCAAACCCACGAAUGGCAAGGGUCUGCUGUAUUGCCGCAUGUUAAUUUUGCCCCCAUAUCUGUACAUAAUCUUGUGCACAGCUUUGCUCAAGUUAAAUGUGGAUCCAAUUAUAUAUAUAUAUAUAUAUAUAUAUAUAU
This is a messenger RNA of Homarus americanus (American lobster), 3552 nucleotides long. Its product is annotated as transcription factor Sp9-like. The transcript is spliced from 10 exons. Bases 270 to 2234 code for a protein of 654 amino acids. The record is from RefSeq and is a predicted model, not a curated record. NCBI's taxonomy places the organism in Eukaryota, Metazoa, Arthropoda, Malacostraca, Decapoda, Nephropidae. Gene Ontology annotation, biological process: regulation of transcription by RNA polymerase II. Gene Ontology annotation, molecular function: DNA-binding transcription factor activity, RNA polymerase II-specific; RNA polymerase II cis-regulatory region sequence-specific DNA binding.